Medicago truncatula (barrel medic) is the source of this 731-nucleotide messenger RNA. RefSeq lists its product as uncharacterized. Bases 10 to 684 code for a protein of 224 amino acids. Lineage: Eukaryota; Viridiplantae; Streptophyta; Magnoliopsida; Fabales; Fabaceae. The transcript is spliced from 2 exons. The record is from RefSeq and is a predicted model, not a curated record.
AAAGUGUCCAUGAAGCUUCUUAUCGACACAAAGAAUCAGAAAGUUCUCUUUGCUGAAGCUUCAAAAGCUGUGGUUGACUUUCUUUUCAACUUGCUAUGCUUGCCAAUCGGCACUGUUGUGAAGCUACUAAGCGCAAAUGGCAUGGUUGGUAGCUUAGGGAAUCUGUAUGAGAGUGUUGAAAACCUCAAUCAGAAUUGCAUGCUACCAGAACAAACGAAGGAUGUUCUCUUAAACCCAAGAGCUCAAAGCUCGUCAACUGAAAUCGCAGGAUUCCUUACUCAGAACAAUGCCAAUGACGACACAGGAACUAAAUUAUACAUGUGCCCAAAUAGAUGUUUUCAUGUGACUUAUGAUAAAACAACUCGAUGCCCUUCACAUCACUUGACUUAUAUGACCUAUGAAGUAGCUGUUGUCGGAAAUAGGGUUGCUGAAAAUAAAGUUUCCAAUAUUAAGGGUGGGUUUGUGAAAGAUGUCAUAACUUUCAUGGUUAUGGAUGAUUUGGUCAUUCAGCCCAUGUCAACUAUAUCUAGCAUCACACUGCUCAACAAGUUUAAUGUGAAAGAGAUUGGUACUCUGCAAGAAAAAGUGGUUGAGAUGGGGAUGGAUGAGGGAAUCAAGUUGCUGAAGGCUUCUCUGCAAUCCAAGAUGGUCUUGACAAGUGUUUUUCUCAAGAAGCGAAAUUGAUAAGAGAGGAAGAACAAGACGGAUCUUUUAAUUCAUCUUCAAAAUGU